CGUCUCGGUCGCCGUGUGCUGCGCGAGCUGCGUGUGAGGGAGACUCGCACUUUCCCGCCAUUUCCCCCAGCGCUCUGACAGGAGGGAAGCACAGGGGGCGCCGUGUCAGAACCCGGCCGGGCGGCCAGUGAGGUGAGGGGGAGACCGGGAUCCUGGGUCACCAUGGCAACCAACUGAGGGUCCCUCCAGGGGUACCCACAUUAGCAUUAUUAUUAUUAUUAUGUUAUUAUUUAUAUAGCGCCAUCAUAUCCCGCAGCGCUUUACAAUGGGUGGACGAACAGACACGUAGUUAUAACCAGACAAGUUGGACACACAGGAACAGAGGUAUUGAGGGCCCUGCUCAAUGAGCUUACAUGUUAGAGGGAGUGGGGUAAAAUGACACAAUAAGAUAAGGAUAGUAUUAGACUAAUGACAGUUGCAGAAGAGGAAUCAGUCAGGAGCUAUUAACAGUUUGAAUUGAUACGUUUUUAUGAAGAAGUGGGUUUUUAAUGAUUUUUUUGAAGGAGUGGAGACUGUGUGAGCAUCUAACGGAGGAGGGAAGCGAGUUCCACAGGAAUGGUGCAGCCCUCGAGAAAUCUUGAAGGCGAGCAUCAGAGGUGGGAGUACGUUAUAGAGGGGGAUAUGUACUAAGCUCAGAAUUGGAGUAACCGAACUCCCCAAAUAACACAACUGGUCUGGGAUCAUUCUCCAGCUCGGCUGGUUUAGCCUGAAUUGAGCUAUUCAGAUUAUACUGGGCAGCUCCAUAGAUGGGAACCCAGUAACAUUAAGCUAUUCGGAUUACACCGGGCAGCUCCAUAGAUGGGAACCCAGUAACAUUAAGCUAUUCGGAUUACACCGGGCAGCUCCAUAGAUGGGAACCCAGUAACAUUGAGCUAUUCGGAUUACACCGGGCAGCUCCAUACAUGGGAACCCAGUAACAUUGAGCUAUUCGGAUUAUACCGGGCAGCUCCAUAGAUGGGAACCCAGUAACAUUGAGCUAUUCGGAUUAUACCGGGCAGCUCCAUACAUGGGAACCCAGUAACAUUGAGCUAUUUGGAUUAUACCGGGCAGCUCCAUAGAUGGGAUCCCAGUAACAUUGAGCUAUUCGGAUUAUACCGGGCAGCUCCAUAGAUGGGAACCCAGUAACAUUGAGCUAUUCGGAUUAUACCGGGCAGCUCCAUAGAUGGGAACCCAGUAACAUUGAGCUAUUUUAGUAGAUUUAUAAUAUAUUUAUAUUUGUUAAUAUCUAUUUAUUUUUAGGCUUUACAUUUUCUGCACUUUAUUAUUAUAUUUAAAGCAUAUAUAUAUAUAUAUAUAUAUAUACACAAAUGACUUCACUCACUCUGAGGGGUUCAAUUCGGAUCCACUGUCUUAACAUGGGAACAUCGAAAUGGAAGGAAGGCUUCUGUGAAGUAAUAGAGAAAGACAAUAAAUUCACUCUGGUUGUAAACUUUAAUGCUGGAGGCGUGCCGGCAAAAUUUCAGGUAAUUAUCUUUGAAAUUUUUUUAUACCAAUUAAUGUGAAAAUAAAAUACCAUAAAACUUUCUUUUUGUCCUCUUAAUGGUUUUGCUUGUUAAAACAACAUUGUCAUGGUUCGGGGAGUUUUGCUGAAUUCGUAAAGUCCCCCAAAGGUGACAUUGCCUCUGGAGGUCUGGUGGUCAAGGAGGGCAGGUAAAGAGUUUACUUACCUGCAUCUGUUCCUCGCGGAUGCUGUCAUAUUGGUCCAGUGCAGUCCUCCUUGGGGAUUACAUCACUGCUGUACUCUCGUGCAUGUGCAAGAGUACAACAUUGGGGUCUCUGUUGGAUCCUCCAUAGACACAGCCAAUUCCUUGCAGCCGUUGGGAUUGACACACAUGCUGCGCCCUGUGUCAAGAAGUAUCAAGUGGUCCGUACUUUGUCUGUGUAUUUCUCUUGACUGGGUUGCAAUUUCAGUGAAAUUCCAAAACUGUCAUGAGUAUUUCGUUAAGAUUUUAUUUUUAUGAAAUUCUCAUUUUUGGGGGGGUUUGACAGUGCUGUUUUAAUACUAUUCAGUCUAUUGUAAGAAUCUUUCAGUCCAGCAAUUCAAAAUGUGUAGCACUCUAAAAUCACUGAAAAAUUAUUUGAAACAUUUUACCUUAUUUGAAACCUUUUAAAUGUGUAUGAAUGCAUGCAUCUGUGUGCGUGUGUAUGUAUGUAUGCAUGCAUCCAUCUGUGUGUGUAUGCAUGUACCUGUAUGCAUCUGUGUGUAUUCACGCACGCAUCUGGGUGCGUGCGCGCGUCUGUGUGUGUAUGCAUCUGUAUGUGCGUGUAUGCGUGUGUGUAUUCCUGUGGCCGGGGUUUGGAGGCGGGCCCAGACCUUGAGCGGUGUUAGGGGCCCCAAAAUUUUUGAUGGUGACCCUGCCUAACGCCCACUUUUGAAUCUUUGUUGUUGGUAAAAAAAUUUCCUUACCAAACACAAGUGCCACAUUAACUAAUUUUAUAGCGCAAGUGUGAUUUUAUUUUUUUUUUUAAGGAGUUUUUUUUUUUUUUUAAUAUAUAUAAAUGUACUUAAAUUUAUCAAUUUAUUUCCUUUUUUUUUCUAUUCUACUUUUUUCUGUUUGCCUGUGAGGUGCUAUGUAUGUUUGAAAGAUGCUUAAUGUGUGUGUGGGCCGGAGUGUGUGUGAUUUGGCAGUGUAUGUGAUGGGGCAGUCUGUGUGUGGGGUGCACAUAGAGUUAGGAAUACAAAUAUUUAUUCCUAACGCUAUAGAGCAACUAGGGCACUGUUCCGCGGCGAAUAAAUGGUUAACUAUUUAUUUGCUUACCUUACCUUCCAGCGCUGUGAUCCCUCAGCACUGGUGACCUAUCCUUCUCCAUCGACGUCAGCUUCCGAGUGGAGCUGAAUGCGUCUGGCCGCUCACAAAUUCAAACCCGCCCAUAGAAAAGCAUUACUCAAUGCUUUCCUUUGGGGAUCUUUUUUGACACUGGACUCCCUGAGGACAUCCAGCGUCAAAUAAGUGUGAUUUACUCCGUGUAAAUCGCGGAACUGGCCUCUAGUGGCAGAGAGACUGCCACUAGAGGUAGGAUUAACCCUGCAGGGUUAAACCUAGGGGGACCUGGCACCCAGAUCACUUAAUUGAGCUGAAGUGGUCUUGGUGCCUAUAGUGGUCCUUUAAGAAAGUGAAACACAGUCUAAACAUCAUUACCAUAUCAUGAUUCACAAUAUAAAGUCCAGAUUGUUGUUAGUCAAGAAAGUAUCAUUUACAGUCAUUUGCAAUGUUGUUUCUAUUGUAGCUAAGUCAAAACAUCAAAAACAUUGUUCUGAGACCAACUGGAAUGAAACAGAGCAGGCUAAUGCUCACAUUGAAAGAUUCAGGUGCCAUAACAGUAGAUAAGGCUCCAAUGAAAGAUGCAGAGGUGUUGAAACACUUCCUGGACUCAGUUGACAAAGGUCCAACAGGUAAGAAGGCACUGCUGCUUUAUUUAUUUAAUUAUUGCUAAAUUGCCUUUGUUUUUUAAAAAGAUUCACAGGAGAGAACAGGGGUGCUUUGUAUUUAUUUGCAUACUUUGACAUCUUAACCAUAUUCCCACCACAACGGUCUGUGACUUUUGGUUUGCACAGUUCCUAAAGUUAUCAAGUUGCCUAGUUGUCAGUCAACAAAAUUAAAAAUAAAGCUAUAUAAAAUAAAACAAUAGACUAGACCAGGUCUUAACAUUUUUAAGUAGUAGGCUACUAGCCAGGUCUUCACUGCAAGCCUGUAGGGUCCAUACUAGUGGGGAGUGGAAAUUGUGAGCCUGGACUAGAACAACUGUUGGCUCUAAAACAGUUAUCCCAUUUUUGAGGAGCAGCAGUUAACCAUUACUGUCACUCACCCUGCAUAGUAUGACUAAAACUGUGCUGCAUCAUAUUGUAUUGUACAUUGGGGGAAAAUGAAACUUGGCCAUUGCAAAUGUUUGUCUUGUAUGAACCACUAUCCUCUUCUCCUUUUUGGACUUUUGAUUUCUUUAAAAUAUCUUUACAGAAAAUUCAGUUACAAUAUCUCAAACCCUCCUUGUAAAUACAGUGGACUAUAUCCCAGUAUGGUGCAGAACUGAGAUUUCUUCUUUGAUUUUUUUUUUUUUCCUGUCUCUUCAUUGCAUUAGCCAGAUUACUGCUCUUGAAGAAUUUCCAAAUUCUGCGCUACUGUUUCAUCUCCAUUAUAUCUGAGCAUGUCAUCUUUGGUACUGAGGCCCUUUAUUCCUAUAGGCACUGAAACAUUAGUUUUUUUAUUUUACAUCCACAGGCACUGAUGCUGUAGUUUUUCCAUUAACAGAUUUUAUAUAUUGGCCUGCACAUUUCACAGUGGGAGGCAGAAUUGGGGGAGGUGCUGGAAGGCAUUGACUGGCAAGAUAUCUGGGAAGCGUCAGCUUCUUCCUCCAUAUGCGUCACUUUGCAAGAGCAAUGUUUUAUGACUGUUUCAAUAGUAUACUAGCCCGGUAAAACUGUACCGCAUGAAACAGACUCCAACCGAUUUGUGCUUGAGGGGUUGCGGCCUCAAAGGCACUUACAUAUGUGGUGGGACUGACCACAGAUAGGACCUUUCUGGUCCACAGUUCCUUUAGAAGGUCACCUUAGCAACCAAACGGGCCAUAGCCCAGAUUUGGCUACAGCCUACUGUUGCUUCCGUCUCUCAAGUCCUUGAUAAAAUUAAGGACCAUUGUCUGAUGGAUAAACUGACAGCGCAGGUGAGAAACACAGUACAUAAGUUUGAGAAGAUAUGGGAACUAUUGGAACUCAAGUGACUAUAGACUGAAGUAGAAAGCUAGUGGAGAACUGUAGGCCUCCCUCCAUCUCCCACUCCCUAGCAGACGUCCACUAUGUACUAUCCUCGCGUUGGCUCACUCAGUACUUUUCCUGAAAUGUUCUGUCCCUGGCUAGACCUAAGGAUUCAUCAAUAGGUAUUUCUAAAAAGCUACUCCGAGAUGGGGUGUAUGCUUACUAUCUGUGUUGUGAGCAUUUUUAGGCAAUCCCCCCCAGGGUGUGGAAAUCUAUCUUGCAAGAGCCAAGGGAACUUUUAGGUAUAUCUUCUCUUUCUACUAUUUUCAACUAAGUUCCAAAAAAAACAAACACAUUUUUGUAUUUAUUAAGUGUACAGUUAAGAGUGGAUUAAAGACAUAAUGUUAAAUUGCUUACUUUGGAUGAGAUGCCAUGUACCAUUACCUUCUCAUUUUUGUCCCAUUUGUACAGUGAAUUCAUGCAUUCUGAAUCACUUUGUUAUGCUAUGUCUUGACCAAAAAGUAAGAAUAAUAAAAAAUAAAAAUAAAAAUCCAUCUCUUUUUCCAACUUGACUAAAGUGGCAAAUUCCGGUUUAGUGUAGAAUAACCUUGUAGAGUUUAUAUACUAAACAGUGAAUUACAAUCAGGAUUGCAAUUUUCCAAACUGUGCAAAUUUGUUCUAAAUUUAGCAAAUUGAAUGUAAAUUCCACCAAAAUUCUCUACAACGUGUGUAAAUUCCACCAAAUUCUCUACAACGUGUGUACACCUGUAGUUCUAUGAUGCUUCGUUUUACUCUAAAUUUAUAUUAAAGAUUUAGCAAAUUAUCUCACAAUCCUAUUCAGUCCAAGCUCCGUCAUUAUAAAUAGAAACAUUGGGGUUAUGUAUAAGGUGACAUUCUGAAAAGUCGCCUAAAUUACUAAAAUGCAUUCUCCCCUUUUCCCAUGUAGGCACAACUUUUAAUUUAUAUAACAUAUUUUUCCCCUCUUCACUUCUCCCCUUUGCUGUAUUAUAUCUCUAUACUGUCUGCCAGGUGUAAAGGGCAGAGCGUAUAAUAACGAUUGACAGAGAGCUAAUAUAAAAGUGCUCAGUUAAUAGAUAGUUGGUGUUUCAAAAAAAUAAAAUAAAAUUCACACCUCACAAAAAUAAAUAUAUAUAUAUAUAUAUAUAUAUAUAUUUUAAUAUAGGGACAAGUUAACAUAUUAUGUAUACUGGAAAGUCGCAGUUCUCCUUUUAUUAUAAAAUUGAUAUUGUGGUGGGGAAUAAACAGUUUAGAACAAUUCCUGCACAUACCGCAUUUGUCUCUUUAUUAAUUCUUGUAUUACACUAGUGAAAUCUGCCCAAGGAUCUGGAAGCUUUGGAGGCAUUUUGGGAAACAGAAGCAGCCAGAGGGAUUCAAACAUACCAAUGUCAAACGUCAAAAGCCAGGUGUGUAAAGAUCAAGAUUAUUAUAAUCCUUGCUAUGUUUCCCAUUUAAAUUUUUAUUUUUAAAUAAACUUCUUCCUGCUCUUGUUUAAAGACUCCAUCUAAAAGGGUUAGCUUUGCAACAAAGGAUGAAACUCCAGUGAAGAUGUCAAUAAACCAUACGGGAAGAGCAGCUGUUAAAACGUCUCCUGGGGGCAUCACUUCAGGUCGCACAGGCAUCUCCCCAAUGACGUCUACACCCCAAAGAACUGGUCUUUCUGAAAAUAGGUAUUGAGAAUUAAGAAAACCAGCAAGUUUUAUUCUUAAAAAAAAAAAAAAAAAGUGAACUUAAAAUCAGUCCUUGCUUAGUGUCAACAUGAACACAGUCCUAGUGAUUUAGGUUUUCAUUAAGUUCUGUGGCACUCAAGGAAAUACCAAAGUAAUUGGUAUUUAACUAUCAGACCAAUUUAAGGUAUUUUCAGAUCAUCACAUUAACUGUAAAAUCCCAGAUUCCCCUUAUUCUUUAUCAAGCUUAUUCGCUGGGAGCUGUUGAGAAAGGGCUAGGGAUUUGCAAAUUCGAGGCUAAAAUAGCCAAACUGUAAAAUUUGUCCAGUGCUGCUGGCAUUUUUUUUUUUUUUUUUUCGUUUUGUCCUUACAUUUUCAACUUUCUUAUCACUUGAAAGAUGUAUUGUGCCCCCUCUGUAAGUGUAAAUAUCAUUCCAUUUGUCUGUUUGAAUUAAGAAGUAAAUUUAAAUGGUCGUAUUUUACAACACAUGGUAUUUAAAAAAUAAAUAAAAUAAAAGCUGUAUAGAUGUUUGUUAUGAUUGCUAUUUUAGACGUUGAAGUAUACUUACUGAGAUUUUCUGUUCAGAUUCACAUCUGGUAUUUAAGUCUGGUGGCUUUCAGAGACUUGGGUUUAUCCUAGGUCAUUUCGAAUUGUGUUUUUCACUCACAGGAGUGAAAAAAGGAAACGAAUGCAGACUCCAAGCCCAGAGAUAGGCGAAGAUUACCCCAAAGAGAAUGAUUCAUCGACGUAUGUUUUUGCUCCAAAUUUUCAUCAGAUGGGUCAAGGGUUGCUUGGAGUUUUGGCUUUGAAUUGCUUGGCUUUAUAGCUCAACGUUAAAGCUUAUUGAUUGCCUUUUUAAAAAAAAUUUAUUGGCAGGGUACUGACCCCCCUCCCCCCAGUUACUUGCUGUGCUGAUUUUUUAUUUUGUUUUAUUAUAUUAUCUCUAUAUAUUUGUUUAUUGUAAACUUUGGAGAAUUAUAGAGAUUACCAAAAACUUAGAUAUUGGUAUCCUGACACGUUUUAUGCAUAUAAUUUAUUUUUCUUUUCAAUAAGAUGGUAGAAGGGCAUUCCAAGUUUUAAUAUAAAACACCAGCUCCUGAAGUUUAUCAAACCUGUCUCCUCAUACAGAAAAGCUUGUAUAAAACUGUCUCUUGAUGAUUGUAUAUAGAUGCACUCUAGUGACAGACAUAUGAGAGAUUUGCUUUGUAUCCUGCUCUCAUGCAUAAUAGGAACGCAUUGGUGUUUAACUUUACAUUGGAAGCUAUUGUUUGAUCCAUUCUCUGUAAAAGGCAAGACUGCUUUAAUGUUUUCACGUGCUCUGAGUGACACAGGUGUAAUUAAAGAACAUUUGAUGUAUUUUAAUAAAAUGUCCCAUAAAAAUUGGUUUUCAAGGUUUUUCUGAUGCUGUCCAUAUUCUGCAUGCGUACCAUUCAGACAGUCUCUGCGUAGUUACUGUUGUAAGUCUGUACAAUCUGGGCUUCUAUUAUGUGUGAUUAUUUUCAAUUUUUUUUACCACCUCUCAUGUAUCAUGAGAUGUUCAUUAUUUAACUAUUAAAAAUUGCUUCACGUUACAAUUUGAUAUGUUUGAAUCUCUUCUUUAGCACAAAUAAGACAUUAACUGACCCAGCACGCAAAUUUUUAAACAGCAGCCGAGAAAAACAGUUGACUCUUAAACUGGCUGAGGAGGGCAGACAAGGUAUGUAGUUCUUAAUGUUUUGGGAAAUACUUCCAAUGUGUCCUUGAUACCUACUCACUUUUAUUAAAAGGCAAUUAUUAAAUGGUCGUAUUUUACAACACAUAAUUAUUAUCUUACAGGAUUAAUGCCUUUACAGUCGUCUUCCUUUUACAGUAGCAGGUUGACUGCGAAAGAGUAUACUCCUGGGAAUGUGUGCACAGACCGGUAAGCACAUGCCAACCGCCACCAGCAGAAAAGAUUGUGUGAAUUGCAUGUUAUCAUAUGAAUGUCUUACAGUAUUUUUAUUCCUGCUAUCCAUUUAGCAUGUUCCAAUCUUGAAAUGGAGAAUAUAAUGGGGAAAAUGAUUGUGUUUUGUAUAUCUCUAUUUUUAUUUACUGUAAGUUGGAGGCACAUGUUUUAAAAAAUAAAAUAAAAAAUGUGCAUUCAGAGGGCUACGUUCUCAAAGACAACCAAACAAAAAUAGAUAGCACUCGAAGGCUUUUUAGCAAAACAAAUAAAACUGAACUUUAUUCUUUCAAUGUUUAGUUUUAUAAUAAAACUUUAAUCAGGGCAGAUCUGACAGCAAUAUAGUUUUCUAUUGUAAAACUGAAAUGUUGACAGAAAAAAAAUACGUUUUAUUUGUAUAAUUAAAAUGUCCUUGAGUGUUAUCCCAUUUUUGUUUGGUUGCUAUUAUUGAACACUGCAGAAUUUGAGCCCCGUUCUAAAUAUUUUUGCCAGUCCACAAAUGCACGUCUUUCGGAUGUUCACAACGGAAGUAUUUUGUUUGCUUUUUUCCACUUUUCCUUGUUUAGUGAAUAAAAUUGACACACGUGCUUCUUGCUAUAAUGCCUAUAUUCACUAAACAUUUUGCUGAUUUAAAAUAGCAGAAUUGAAAAUCCUCAGUUCGUAUCUUGACUGAAUGUGUGGCUUUUUUGUUUUAUCUGCAAUUCCAAAAUGAACCAGAUCUGCAUCUAGUCAGCCGCCGUCUGCUAAGAGAAGUUUAAUCCUCCCACCACAGACAAGCCCAUUGUCUGCAAAAAAGUUGAAACCGAAUCAUGACUAUCCUGGAUGGAAUAAACAAAGGAUGCCCCAGCCACUACAGGGGUAUGUACUAAUUUGUCGUGUGUCCGUUUAUACCAUUGGGUGGUUCAGUGUGUGAAGUGACGGUUUUGCCGUUUGAACACAUUGAGCAGGCUCAGUACUUUAUUUUCCUUAAGUACAGUAAUGAGGCCAGAGUUACACAAACCGUGUUGCUCUGUCAUAAAAUCUCAGCUAAUUUUUUUUAUUUUAUCUAUAUUUAAGUAUUUUUAUUUGUUUAGUUUUCCCUGGGUUUAUGGUUUCCUCGUCAUUUUUAAAAUGAGCCUACACUUAGAAAUAAAAGGGACAUCCCAAGAUGGAAGUGACUUUUUUUUAAUUUUUAAUAUAUACUCUCCAUUUUGUGAACAGCCUCUCCUCAAGAAGAUAUUGCAGGGGAGGGGGGGGGCCUGACUUUCACGGCGGUGCAACGUGUUCUGCAUGAGCUCUCACAUCUUAUACAAGCUUCCUACAGCAUUACCGAAUUCUACUGGGGACUCCACCGGCCACCUAUCUGGUCCUCACAACAGAGGACAUCUGGAGUGGUGGUCUGGGACCCAGCAAGAUCUCAUCUGCCCAUAGCUUGGGCCUGGUCUGCAUCGGGCGGGAGAGGCUGCCGCUGUCCUGGCCUGGGGCUGCUCGGACGAUGGUAGCAGCGCACAAAUGCCCUGUUACCUGCCUUCCUCUUGUGCCACUACAUAUAUGGGGUGCUUAUCUGUCACACCGCUUAUAAUUCAAGCAUCCCUAUGUUAUAAUAUAUAUAUAUAUAUAUUUAUUAUUAUUAUUAUUUCAUAUUGUCCGAUUACUAAUACUUAAUUAUCUUUGCAUGUACUUAGCAUGUGGUGUCCUGGGGACACUUUUCAGCUAAUCUCCCAUUGAAAUAAACCUGUUUGCAUUAUCAUAAUUGUGCAGUAUACUAGACAUGUUCCAAUAUCUCUUCAUUACUAUAUCACUAAGCAAUGUCAUUCUUACUAACAUUUUCUUUUGUAUCUUUUUAGAUUUUCGAAUUUGGGGAAUACCUGCUAUAUGAAUGCAAUAUUACAGUCUCUGUUUUCCCUUCACCCAUUUGCAAAUGACUUACUCCGCCAAGGGAUUCCUUAUAAAAAAAUCCCAAUGAAUGCAUUAAUCAGGUAUACUGUCUCUCUCAGCAUUUCUAUGCAUGGGGUGGGGGGAGGGAAGGGCACGAGGUAAAAAAAAAAGUCCGGUGAGACAAACACAAUACAACUUCCCACAGUGCGUGGAUUCUGAUCCAAAUGGACCAAUGACCAGCAAUGGACUGCACUUUCAAAUUUGUGGGUCUACAUUAUAGAAUGUUGUAUAUUUGGUUUUAUUCUAUAUUGAUGCAUAAAAUAGCAAUGAUGCCCCGAUUUCAAUUGGUACUUUAAGCAGUCUAACACUACAUUUCAGUGUAAUGGCCAACUGUGUAUUUUUGCCGUGGGUCAGUGUGUGUCUGUGUGUCUGUGCGCGCGUCUGUCUGUGUGCGUGCGUGUGUGUGUGUGUGUGUGUAUGAGAAAACAAGGGGUUGGCUGCACUUAUGUGAACAUGCUUAAAUGGGGUACUGCUGGGGGCCAAUAGCAAAAAAAUAAAAUGUUUUUGCCUAGAUUAGGUGUUUUUAAUAAAACUUACAAAAUUGGACAGCACCAAAGUAGAUGUUUAGUUUAUGAGGGAGUGCGCUGGAUUUUCAUUUUUAGUGGGUGUCUGUGAGUGAGUGUGUGUCUGUCAGUGUGUGUCUGAGUGAUUGUGUAUGCCUGUGGGUGUGUCUGCGUCAUUGUGUGUAAAUACCAGUAAUAAUAAUCAGUGAUUGUGUGUAUCUGUCAGAUUGUGUCAAAUCAGUGCGUGUGUGUCUGUCAGUCAGUGUGUAUUAGUCUUUAAUGGGAAGAGGAGUGGCCUUGACAGGAAGGGGUGGGGCAAAUGUAAAUUAGGGGGUGCCCGAGUUCCAUCAUGCCUAGGGCAGCAAAGAUCCAAAAUACACCACUGGUAAUGGCACCAUCCUGGCUUCCACAAACCACUAAACUAUUGUGGUGAUGGUGCUUAGAGGGUCAUUCUGCUACUUGCUACAUCACGCUACUAGCUCACUACAUAUAUGAUGCUUCUGCCUUAGAAAACUUUUUUUUUUUUUUUGCAUACUGCAGACGUUUUGCCAUUCUGCUGGCCAAGAAGGAUGUCUGCAGCCCUGAGAAUAAGAAAGAACUUCUUAAGAAAGUUAAGAAUGCCAUAUCGGCCACAGCAGAGCGGUUUUCUGGCUACAUGCAGAAUGUAAGUAUGCUUUGUGCUCAUAUUUUCUUUUGUGAUUAAACCAAAUGCUUUGUAAUAUACACAAUACAUGUCAGUCUUUGAAAUCUGUACUGAUAGAAAAAAAUCUCCUCUACUUUUUGUUGGCAAAGUAUAGAUUGAAUUAUAAACUAAAUCUGAAGUGGGCUUUGUCUUAGACACAUAAUUGCAAGCUCCAUUUAAAUGUGCCACCAUAAAAUACUAAAGUUUAUUUCUUGGUUAUGUACAAUUUCUUUAAAUAGAAAAUUAAAAUAUACUCUUGGAGUGAGGUCCUUUUUAAAUGUAUUGAUGAUCUCUUUUAAGAGGGGGUGGGGGUAAUUGCCUUCAUCUUGUUACCUUACUACUGGGAUUUUGUGCAGCCUUUUUGUCUGAUCUGGUUUUAAAGCCAGUACUCUUUACAGGAUGCCCAUGAGUUCUUGAGCCAGUGCCUUGACCAGCUCAAAGAAGAUGUGGGUAAACUAAACAAAACCUGGAAGACUGAACCCUCUUCAGGAGAGGAUAUUUCAGAUGGAAAACCAAAUGAUGUCACUGCUACCCGUGUUUACACCUGCCCAGUGAUCUGCAAUUUUGAGUUUGAGGUGCAACAUUCAAUCAUUUGUAAAAUGUAAGCACUGGUUAUCUUUACUUUUUGGAUGAUAACCUUUUUAAUGGUAUCCUUUAAAUAGAAGUUCUAUAUCAGCAUAAUAUGCAGUAGUAUUUAUUCUAUAUUCUUCCACAGGUGUGGUGAAACAGUCACUAAGCGUGAACAGUUUAAUGACCUUUCUAUUGAUCUUCCACGGAGAAAGAAAUUGUUGCCUUGCAGAUCCAUACAGGAUUCCUUGGACCUCUUUUUCAGGGUAUGUAAGCAGUUAGAAGAAAUGAAUCAUUAAUAUUUGAAUAACACUAAUUUGCUGUAAUACAUUACCUAUUCUUUCCUCACAGAUGGAAGACCUGGAAUAUUCUUGUGAAAAAUGUAAUGGAAAAUCUGCAACCGUAACACACAAAUUCAGCAGAUUGCCUAGGUAAUCAUUUCUACUGGCAACUUUUCUGUUAAUUUCUAGUAAAACAGUUUGGGGGGGUGGUAUGUUUACUUCCAUGUUCAAAGGGAGAAUAAAAGCUGACCCUAGAGGUAGUAGAACUACAAAUUGGGCAUAAAUAUGAAUAUUAUUUACCCUGAGGCAUAUGAGAGAAACAUUUAUGUGCGCAGUAUUUGCAAACCCUUGGGUUAUGUCUCAACAACCCACUUAAGACAUUAUCUACGGGAGAACUUAUAAGGCUAUAGAAAUAAGCUUGCAGCUUUGGAACAUACAUAUAAGAAUUUUCACAUAAUGUGAUAUCAUUGGGUUGCAGACUUAUCCCCCAUUUUAUUCCACAACCUUCUCUUGCACCCUGUUUCUUUUAAAGGGACACUAUAGUCACCCAGACCUUUUUAUCUCAUUGAAAUGAUUUACAUUGCAGCACUAAGAUUACCUCUAGUGACUGUCAGACCGCCACUAGAGCUACUUCCUGGUGGCUAACCGAACUUUGGUCGCCUGACGCUUUACGUCCUCACACUCUCCGUGAGGUCAUCCAGCGUCCGUUAAAUCCCUAUAGGAGAGCAUUGGGGUAAUGCUUUCCUAUGGGAAGGGCCUAAUGCACAGGUCUGACCCAGCACAGAGGGAAAUCACGGUUUUAAUCGAGUAAAUUACUGAUUUUUAACCCUUUAGCCAUCAGGGGAUGGGGCGGCGAGAGAGGAGGGGGUACCAGAGGUCUCUAUCGUGUAAGGAACACAGAUUUGUAUUCCUUACACUAUAUAAUCCAUUUAAAUGUAUGUUUUCUGUUUUUUAACCCCUUAAAACCGGAGGACGUACAAUUACGCCCUCUAAUAGGCGGCUCUAAACGCCGCCGGGCGUAAUUGUACGCCCUCCGGUUUUUGUUAACUUACCCGGUCGCCGGCGGUCCCACGCCGGCGAUCGCGGUUGGGGGGACUCCCAGGGAGCCCCCCGCGGCACAUCCGUCCUCGUCGAAGCCCCCCGGCCAUGUGAGAGUGGGGUCCUAGCGAGGACCCCACAAUCACAUGACCUGGGAUAGCUGGCUUCUGUAUUGCCGGCAGGGGGGCUGCCUGUAAUGACAGGUGGUCCCCCUGCUGGCUGAAAAUAAAAUAAAAAAAGUUAAUGGUGUAAAAAAAAAUAAUUAUAUAUACUUAGAUCAUAUAUAUAUAUUAUAUAUAUAUGAUCUAAGUAUAUAUAUACACAUAUACAUAAACACACAUACACCGUCUAGGUGUAUUUUACUAUUAAUAUAUAUAUAUAUUAAUAUCAAAUUACACGUAGACUGAUACUGAUUAAAUAUAUAUAUAAUUAUUGUUAUAUAUAUAUUUAUAUAUAAUAUAAAAAAAAUAAAAAUAUAAAUACGUUAAAAAAUAAAAUUUAAAAAAUAAUUAAAAAUAAAUAAUUAAAAUAUAUAUAGAUGUGUGUUAUUUCGUUCUAACUGUUUUGUGAAAUUAAUAUAUAUAUAUAUAUAUCAAAAUACACGUAGAACGAAAUAAUAUAUAUAUCUAUAUACAUAAAUAUAUACGUAUAUAUCACUAUAUAUAUACCUAUAUAUAAAUAAAAAUAUUUUAAAAAAAUUAUAUAGAUAUAUACAUAUAUAUACACAUACGUAUAUAUAUAUAUAUAUAUAUUAAUUCUACAUAUAUAUUUAUGUAAUAUUUUUACAUAGUUAGGUAUCUUAAUUAAUUACAAUUAGCAGGACCUGCCUAACAACCCAUGCCGAAAGUAAAGGGAAUUUAAUUUGCUAGCACUAUAUUUAACCCUAUAACUUUCCAAGACACCAUAAAACCUGUACAUGGGGGGUACUGUUCUACUCGGGAGACUUAGCUGAACACAAAUAUUAGUGUUUCAAAACAGUAAAAUGUAUUACAACGAUGAUAUCGCCAGUAAAAGUGACGUUUUUUGCAUUUUUCACGCACAAACAGCAUUACACGGACGAAUAUUAUUGCUGUGAUACUUUUUACUGUUUUGAAACACAAAUAUUUGUGUUCAGCGAAGUCUCCCGAGUACAACAGUACCCCUCAUGUACAGGUUUUAUGGUGUUUUCAAAAGUUACAGCGUCAAAUAUAAGGCUUGCGUUUCAUUUUUUCACAUUAAAAUUCGCCAGAUUGGUUACGUUGCCUUUGAGACCCUAUGGUAGCCCAAGAAUGAAAAUUACCCCUAUGAUGGCAUACCAUUUGCAAUAGUAGACAACCCAAGGUAUUGCAAACAGGGUAUGUCCAGUCUUUUUUAGUAGCCACUUAGUCACAAACACUGGCCAAAAUUGGCAUUUUUUGCAUUUUUCACACAAACAGAUACGAACGCUAACUUUGGCCAGUGUUUGUGACCAAAUGGCUACUAAAAAAGACUGGACAUACCCCAUUUGCAAUACCUUGGGUUGUCUACUAUUGCAAAUGGUAUGCCAUUAUGGGUGUAAAUUUCAUUCCCGGCUACUAUACAGUCUCAAAGGCAACGUAACCAAUCUGGCGAAUUUCAAUUUCAAAUGUAACGUGCUAUAUUUGACCCUGUAACUUCCCAAAACGCCAUAAAACCUGUACAUAGGGGGUACUGUCUUACACGUGAGACUUUACUGAAUAUAAAUAUGUGUAUUUUAUUGCAGUAAAAGCAAACAGUAUUAUGACAUUGACCGUUAAAAUGUCACGUAGAACUAAAAAAAUCCAAAAAAACGUAUUUUCUCCCAUUUUUUUCAUAUUAAAUUAUGUUUCAUAGCUAAAUAUUUGAUAUUAAAUGAAAGCCCUGUUUCCCCUGAAUAAAAUGAUAUAUAAUAAGGGUGGGUGCAUUUACUAUGAAAGAGGUGUAUUACGGUUGGACAGACAUGUAGCGCAAAUGCCAGGUUUUGUUUACAUUUUGUUUUGUUAAGGCUCCGUCCUUAAGGGGUUAAAGCUUACGUGGUUUUUUGUUUGUUUGUUUUUUUCCCCAGAGUCCUUAUUCUUCACCUGAAACGAUACAGCUUUAAUGUGGUUCUGUCUCUUAAUAACAAAGUGGGCCAGCAAGUGAUCAUCCCUCGAUAUCUUACUUUGUCUUCGCACUGCACAGAAAGCACACGCACACCUUUGUCCCUGGGCUGGACUGCACAGAAUGCAAUGUAAAUGGAUAUCUACCAUUUCUUUCCUAUAAAGCAAAAAAGAAGAAAAAGGUGGAUAGGCUACUGCACUACCUAGGGAAUAGUCACAACCUUCAACCCAAUGCUGCCAAACCGCCUAAACACCAUGUUGCUACACACAGCAAUAUAAGGCACAAUAGAAGAAAUAGGCAAGGCGCAGGGGUUGAUGCAAAGGUGCAAUAGAGAUCACUACACCCAUUAUUUAUGUAGAUACAGCAAUAACAAAACAGACGUUUUGAGCAGAAAGCCCUUUCUCAAUGUGUUUUGUAUUUGCUGUAUCUACUCAAAUGUGGUGAUCUCCAUUGCACCUUGCUGAUUUGCUGUUGUGCUCUUUCCUAUAAAACACAAGCUGUGGAUCUUUAGUGUUUGUUUAUACUUAAAAUCUACUCUUUUCUUUGCAAUUUUCAGUUUGAAAAUUUACUUCAGCCUAUAACUAUUAAUCACAUUAUUUACAUCUAAGCGAUAUUGUACAUAAAUGUAAAUUGACUUUGAAAACAUGACUUUGUAGUGUGUGGGCAGGUAUCUUGAAAACUGCAUUCAUAGUUUUAACCCUCUUCAAACUACAGCCUUAUUGAGACCGUUACUAUUUAAAUAUAAAAUAUAAUGCUGACUAUUGCUCUGUCUGCAGCCAGGUAGAACACAGGGAUAUGCAGAUUUACUCAUUGUGUUCCUGUGUAUCGAAGUGAAAAAAAUGCAGCGUUUGAAACUGCCUAAUAAUGCAAUAUGCUCACUGUGCACAAGGAAAUUGAGACCAAGUUUAGUGUGAAAACCCGAUGACUGGCUUAAACAAAUCCAUUAAGUAUAGGUACAUGACAGAUCCAUCUAAAAUUCUUAAGUGUGGUUCAUUUAAUCAAAUCCUGAGGUAGACCUGUUUUAUUUUGUCUUGUCAUUGUUUUGGCAUUUAUGGUUUUUCCUUCAAUUUGUACAUAGGAACUCAAGGCCGCUAAAAACAUCACAAAUUGUGAAUUCUUGCUCUUUGAGCUCUUCAACCCCCACCAGGUAUGUGUUCACCAAAUGUCUUGACUUGUAUGCACUGCAGUGGUGCACUACAAAAUCGGUGUGUGUGUGUUCUGAAUUUACUUAACCUCUUUUAAGGGAGCACCAACACAAAUUAAGUGCAUUUGAUAAUUUUUUUUUUUGUUUUAUUCAUGCUGUAUUUUUCUCCUUUGCCCCACAGCCAAUUACUCUCCUCUUCUUAUCUUUAUAGUAUUUCAAAGCUGUGCUGGAAAUGGGUGGCAGAUAAGAGGGCAGUGCUCUAAGGCAUGUCAGCAACUCUGCUCACACUGGUUUCUCAUUGGCUUAGCUGAGUGCCUACUCAAAGUAUGUCUGAUAAGGAAGUUGCUUUGUAAAAAGAGGGAGUGUGGCUAAGGUGUUUAGUUGCACUGCAGAAAAAUGCAAAAAGUGUGGUUUUUUUUUUUGUUUUUUCUUUCUUGACUAAAACUAGACAUUGAAAUGUGAGGAAGAAAUAUACGGCAUACAUAUGAGGCCAUAUGCAAAUGUACUUCGUGUGUUGUUUCCUAAAGUGUCCGUUUUAAAUACUUAAUUCUAUAUUUAGAUCUCAUUAGUUAUCUUAAUUUUGCUUGCUAUCCCUGACCAUUUAGAAAAAAACAAAACGCCUAUUUAACUGCACAGGCAAAACAAGUGAGGAAAGUAAUUAGGCUCACUUAAUGUUUUUUGGGUUUUUUUUGUCUGUUUUGUGUGUCUCUAGAAAGCACACCUUUAAAUCGGUCAACAGCCUGCCUGCUUGCCUGGAUUCUGAAAGUGAGGACGAACAAAUUAGACGCUGUGUUUCUCAAAGUCAAAGGGUUUAUGAUGUGCAAACAAAGAACCUACUCACCGAUGACCAGGAAAAGGUAUGGGUUUGUUCCAUAUGUCGCCAAUUAUUCCUUUUGUGCUCUUAUCUAGUUUUGUGUGAAAUAAUUUGUUUCCUAUAAUAUCUGCCCAUUGCAUGAUGAAGUUUUUAAUUACUUAUGCAUUUGCAUUAUUCUCCCCCCUCCCUCCAAAAAAAAAAAAAAAAAUUACCGUCUGCAUGCAGUAUUUUAUAUACACCUGCUGUUGCAUGCUGUAUUUUAUAUAUACCUGCUGCUGCAUGCCUUAUAUUUAAACCCUUCUUCUAGGUAAUUUAACAAUAUUGCCCUUUUAAAAAUGCAUUUUCUAUGCAAAUAUAUUAGUUGCCACUUCUAUAGAUAAUGUAAUUUAACCGUUUACUUUGUACCAGCAAACGUGCAAACACUAGACGAUUUUUGCUUACACCACCUUGACGUCUCUCUUAGUGAACUAAAUAUUAUUUUUUUGUGUGUGAGUAGAAAUCUAUAAUGGAGAGUACAAAGUGUUCAGAGCUGGCAGAUACAGGUUUUGACACAAUUAAUGAUGAGGAUUUGAUGGAAGCUGUCCUGGAAAUUGGAAAGAAAGAGGCUUCCUUUUGUGAUGGUGUUGCUGAAGGGGAGAUCACUGGCAGCCCGGAUACAGGCUUUGGGGGUGAUGAAGAUGUCCAGGAGUCUAUGAAUAACUUGGAGGAAGAUGAAAAACCCAAGGCAGUUAAAGAGACAGGUAUUCAUAACAUAACAUGAAAUAAUUACAUUAGAGUAUGCUAUAAAACUAUAAUGAAUGUAAACAUCGUACAUAUAAUUCUACAACUGACCUCUUUCAUUUCAUGUGCCAGGUGUGAUUCAGUUCAAUGAAACAUCUAAGGACUUUGAUGAGAAUAAAGAGAACAAGACUCCAGAGGGGACCCAAAAUGAUGUUGAUUGGCUUCAGUAUGAUCUGGAGAGGGAACGAGAGGAACAGGAACUUCAGCAGGCACUUGCUCAGUCUCUUCAAGAACAUGUAAGUGUAUUACUUAUUUACCUAUGAAUCUAAUUAAUUCUCUGAUAUGGCAGCCAUGGGACCUUUCCCUGAAUUAUGGUACUUUAGUUAGAAUGUAAUUUAUAUAACAAUCAAUGCCUUUUUAUUCUCUGAAGCUAUAUAAUCCUUAAAGGGACACUAUAGUCAGCAGAACUACUACAGCUUAUUGUAUUUGUUCUUUUGAGUGCAAUUAUUCCCUUCAGGCUUUAUGCCGUAAACACUGUCUUUUCAGAGAAAAUGCAGCGUUUACAUUACAGCGCAGGGCAGGCAUAGGCAACCUUCGGCACUCCAGAUUUUUUGGACUACACCUUCCAUGAUGCUUUGCCAGCAUUAUGGGUGUAAGAGCAUUAUGGGGGAUGUAGUCCAGAACAUCUGGAGUGCCGAAGGUUGCCUACUCCUGGCCUAAGGCUAACGCCACUGGCCAUACCUCAGAUGGAUAUUAGAGUUGCUUACUGAGGCAGUGCUGCACAGUGUAACUGACAUUCAGUGUCUCCUCCCUCUGCAUGCAGACACUGAACAUUCCCCAUAGAGAUGCAUUGAUUCAAUGCAUCUCUAUGGCAAGAUGCUGAUUGGCCAGGGCUGUGUUUGGCUUGUGCUGGUUUUGCCCCUGAUCAGCCCCUUCAUAGUCUCAGCCAAUCCUAUGGGAAAUCAUUGUGAUUGGCUCAGAACAACACUUCUGAUGAUGUUAGCCAAACAGGGAGAACAGGGGCAGAGCCCGCAGCUGCUGACUUGAACAAAAGUAAGAUUUUUACUAUUUUUAGGAAGGUAAGGGAGGGGACAUGGGGGUAGAUUGUGGGUUUUAGCACUAUAGGGUCAGGAAUACAUGUUUGUGUAUAGUGUUUCUUUAUAGUGUUCUUUUAAGAAAAUAUUUUUGAAACUUACUUCGAGUCUUCUGAGGGGUCAUGGUACAACUCCUAUUCAGGAUCUCCCACUUUAGAGGUAUCCUAUGCAGAUAUUUCUAAAACAGGAAUUCCUGUCAAUCCUGCUCCUCUUUGGGUGAAUUUUAUUGGCUGACAGUCAGCUGAUUGUCACAGCCAAUAAAUUCCAUCCAGGUAAAGGCAAAUGUUAUGACCCAGCAUGCUGUAGAGGUUUGCCCCUUUAAAUGUCUUGAUUGUAAAAUUGUAUAAACUUGGAAAAGUAAUCUUACAGGUGUGAAAUAUCCUCUCUGAAUUGACAAUAUAUUCUUUAUUUUUGUGGUUGAAUUACUAUCUUCAUUGCACACCUCUUUAGUUUCCUGUGAGUUUGGAAAUAUCCAAAACUAAAAAUAGGAACCAUUUUAUCUUGUAGGAGGCUCGGGAGCUAAAGGAAGAUGAUGACCUGAAGAGAGCAACUGAGCUUAGUUUACAAGGUGAGAUUUAUUAUAUUAUUUAUAUAAAUAUAUUAGAGACACACAUCUCAUAACAAGGGCUGUAAAUGUUGUUUGUGAAUGCAUGUUAUUUUGUUGUGGUUGGGAUUUUCCCCUCCAUUGUAUAAAGUAAGACACACCAUACUGCACACCAUAGUGGUAGGGUGUAAGAAGUAACUCUCAGACUUCAGGAGAGCUACAGUGAGAGCUAAAAGGAGGCUACAGUGGAGGCAGGGAGAGGUGCCCAGCAAACACCACGAAAGGAGUCAAACUCACACUAAACUUUUCUGGGACAGUACUAGGGCCCUCCUGACACCAUAACCACUAUAUGGUGCUGUUAUGGUUAUUGCAGUGUUCCUUUAUCAAAAAGUUAGUGGACUUCCCCUUUGUUGUAUAUCUGUUCUUGAAGUGUUGUCUUUUAUGAUAACUUGCAGAGUUCAACAAUUCUUUGGUAGAUGGAAUGCUGUCUGAAGACGAUUCUGGGAAUGAAGAUAUCCUUGACAUGGAGUAUACUGAAGUAGAAGCUGAAGAGCUGAAGAAAAAUGCUGAAGUAAGUAAAAUAGCCCAAAGAUAACCUAAUGUCCAUAUCUGUAGUCCAGUUAACCAGGGUUUCAACAUCAAGAACACUCAGGCAACUACUCCAUAAGCAUGAGGGUAACAAUAACAACUAGCACCUACUGUUUAGACAUCUGCAACAUGAGAUUAAUGUUAUCACUGGAGUUCUUAUUUCACUUUAGUUUUUAUUGCUUUUGUGCAUUUAUAAAGGCAUUUCUUUUGCAGAUGUGGUGAGAGAAAAGCGUUUACACUUUUAAGCCCUUUAUACUCUUAUUAAAAGCAUAAGUUAAUCAAAUUUACAUUGGGAUUUAGGAUAAUAGUGCACAGGUACAUUUUUUUUUUCUUCCAUCUUGAGAGAGAAAACAGAUGUGGGGUUUAAUUGGUAGAUCUUCCUGGUAAUCAUGCUGCAAAGCUGUAGAAGACUACUGAAACCUGGGCACUAUUUAGUGGGGUGUCUAUAUUCAUUGCUAAAUUUCCUUCCCUGGCAGUGUUCAGUUUACUACCCAUGGAUGCUGUACAUUAGACGAGUAUUAAUGGAUAAUCUAAUUUAAGAAUGCAAUAAUUUCAGGAAUGUAUGAUGAAAACUACAGUGAAAGUAAAAUAUACAGUGUUCAGUAAUUAAAGUUAAUUGUCCUGUUACCGUUUCUUGCAGACUGGAGAACUUCCUCAUUCAUAUCGUCUCAUCAGUGUAGUCAGUCACAUUGGGAACUCCUCAUCCUCUGGUAUGUAUUUUAAAGUGCAUGAUUUAAAAAAAAAAAUUGAGCACUGUGUCUGGCUCCAGUCACUUUCACAUUUGCAAACACCAUUUUUCUAAAAUUAUCCAAAUUACUCUUGGAAGCUAAAUUAUUUAAAAGUCCUUUUUUUUAAAAAAUAUAAAGCUGAUAAGACUUAAAUAUUUUUGCUGCAAAGAUUCUCAGUUCUUAAAAAAAAAAAAAAAAUUUAAAAAAAAUUGCAUUCUGUGCUUGUAACUUUUGUUUUAGAUUUUUUUACGUUUUUAUGCAAUUUCUAUUUUAGGUCAUUACAUCAGCGAUGUGUAUGAUGUCCGAAAGCAGGCUUGGUUUACAUACAAUGACCUGACUGUUUCCCGAACACAGGAGAGCACUGUGAUGAAUGACAGAGACCAGAGCGGAUACAUUUUCUUUUACAUGGACAAGUAAGCAGUUACCUUUGUUCACUGUACUGUAGAAGAUUUCUUCUGUUUAGACUCAUGUAGUCUGUUUCAUUUGUGCUAAGUACAACAGCAUGUUGAGUUUUCUAAAUGUAUUCUAUUUUAACUUGCAUUAAAGCAGGUUUUGAUUAAUGUGCUGCUUAUUUAUUUGGUUUCCUCCCUCCAGAGCGGUUUUUGAUGAACUUGUUGAAGAAGAGAAGAAAUCCCAAUCUGCACCCACAGAGCAGAAUAGGCCAGCCAGACCACCUCUGUGAGACAUUCAAGCUUCGAUCUCUUCAUUGCACUGCUCCUAAAGCUUUAUAGCUUGCUUUACAAGAGCCUGUCUGGCCACUGCAUCUCCACAUUGACAUUGGGCUCUGGAUGUCACAGAAUUCUGUCAACUUGUACAUGGUGUAGCCUGUUGCCUCUGGAGAAAUUGCAGUAUACAAGGGGGGCACACUGGAAUCCUACAAAUGGUUUCUUCAAAGCCUUACAACGAGAGACAAAAAGAAAAUCUUUUGUUUGCCUGUGGAAUCACUAAGCUACGCCUUGGGACAGUGGCAGCUUAAACUGCCAUUUCUUCAGCAAUAAGAUAUGAUAAAGUACUUUAAAUUUGCCUUCUACAGACAGUGUUCCGGCACUGCCCUAUUUCUUAUAGCACAUUUGUUACAAUUGAGGCAUUUUUUUUUUUUUUUUUUUUUUUUUUUUUUUUUGAUUGUAACAAAUCCAUCAACGUAUUUUUUUAUUUUUUUGUAUGCAGCUGAAGAUUGGUGGCAUUAAUGCUGUUACACAAAUUUAACUUCAACCUGUGUUGCUGUCUAUGGAGAAUCUGUUUUUCAUUAUUUUUCUUAAAUACAUUUAUAUUCCAUAGACUUAUCUUUGUUACUUUCAAGUAUGACAACUGGAUUUAAAAGCACACCCCUCCCUCCCCUGUGCUGAAUAAAAGCAAUACGAUAAAACGAGAGAUGUCUCUCUGCCGGCAGCUGUCACUAGAGAUUUUAUAAUGGUCUGAUGUGUUAGACAAUCAACACACUACGUAUCUAUCCUUGAUUUCAAGUGGUAGUUGUGUAUUUUUCUUGUCAAUUCUUAUUGAUGUUUCUUUCUUGCAGCAUGUACGUUUUUAUGAUUUUCUCUUAAGUUCUUGAGUGGUUUAUUCUGGUCAGGUUUAUGAGUGGUUCAGUCAGGGAAACUUGUGGUAGUCCAUUACUGCUUUAUUAAAUAAGUUCUUGGCUGUGUUUCUGGGCCUUGCUGUUCUCUUACGCGGUUUUGGUUCUGAAAUGUUAUUUGUUUAAAAUGUAAUCGAGAGAUUGCUUUUUUUUUUCUCCCCCAGAUGUACAUAUUUCUAUUAUAUUUAACUAUUUUAAACUGUUUUAUGUUGUCCAUAUUCUGUAAGUCCCAGAUCUAUAAAGAAGUUGAAUAAAUAUUAAUUUUGUUUUUAGACCCAGGCUAAGAUGGAUAACUGAUUCACUCUUUAAUGGAAAAUUCCCAUAAAUAUUUCAGUUUUUAUAGCAAUCUGUGCCAACACCAUGUUAUGGAUGCCCAUUUUUUUUUUAGCCCUCUUAUUUAUUGUUGGGCUGCAUUUCUCAGAGGUUUAUGGAAUUUUUUUAUACAUCUGUUUCCAGGAAGCCACUGUUUUAGAAUGUAGAAUGAAG
Molecule: messenger RNA, 23052 nt
Organism: Pelobates cultripes (western spadefoot toad)
Lineage: Eukaryota; Metazoa; Chordata; Amphibia; Anura; Pelobatidae
Source: the annotation of a GenBank genome assembly